Messenger RNA from Vanrija pseudolonga, 594 nucleotides. RefSeq lists its product as uncharacterized. The coding region runs from base 94 to 594 and encodes 166 amino acids. The record is from RefSeq and is a predicted model, not a curated record. The transcript is spliced from 2 exons. NCBI's taxonomy places the organism in Eukaryota, Fungi, Basidiomycota, Tremellomycetes, Trichosporonales, Trichosporonaceae.
CGCUCCCUGCGCCGACUUCAUAGACCCUUCACUCGUCUCCACACCCCUCCCCCAUGUUCCCAGCAAGGCCACAGCACAACCAACACAGUGACUAUGACUGAGACUGAACCACGAAGCGCCAGUCACAACGGCGACUUGGUCGCCGAGCGGAACGUUACCAAAUACAACUUAGCAGAGACCCCGAGGCCCGACACUCGCAGUGCGGAGACACCAGGACACGGCAUCGCCACGCUCCAACAGGCCGAACGCACAGUAAUACCUGCGACACCAACCCAAGUUCAGCCCACAACGGACAACAUCCCACCGCCGUACUCGGAAGACAGGCACUCCGUGGCAGCGCCAAACAUCACCGAAGAAGCGUUCAUCCAGCGCAUUGCCGAUCUCCAGGCCGAUGCGGUCCGCGCCAAUCGCGCAGUUGAGGAGGCACGAGAAGCGGCCGAGAUGGCGCAGAUUGCUGCUGCCGAGGCGGUGACGCGCUUGGCGGCGCUGGAGCGACGGGAGGAAGCCCGCUUGGCGUUGGCUGUUUUUGAGCGUCGGGAGGAGCUUCGUAGUCAUCGCAAGAGCCGGUGGCAGUUCUGGAGGGGACGGCAUUGA